AUGGGUAUCAAGCAGCUUUUCUCGAUCAUCAAGGAGGAAGCUCCCGAUGCGAUCAAGGAAGGCGAAAUCAAGAACCAUUUUGGUCGCAAAGUUGCUAUUGAUGCGUCGAUGAGCAUCUACAGCUUCCUCAUCGCCGUGCGCUCCGACGGCCAGCAGCUCAUGAACGACACGGGCGAGACGACAUCACAUCUGAUGGGCAUGUUUUACCGCACGCUGCGCAUGGUGGACAACGGCAUCAAGCCUCUGUACGUUUUUGACGGCGCCCCGCCCAAGCUCAAGUCCGGCGAGCUGGCCAAGCGCUUCCAGCGCAAGCAGACGGCCCAGGAGGGCCUAGAGGAGGCCAAGGAGACGGGUACCGCCGAGGACGUCGAGAAGUUCUCGCGCCGCACCGUGCGCGUCACGCGCGAGCACAAUGCCGAAUGCCAGCGCCUGCUCAAGCUCAUGGGCAUCCCGUACAUUAUCGCGCCGACCGAGGCCGAGGCGCAGUGCGCGGUGCUGGCCAAGGCACAAAAGGUGUUUGCGGCGGCGAGCGAGGACAUGGAUACGCUGUGCUUCGACUCGCCGAUUCUGCUGCGACAUCUGACGUUUAGCGAGCAGCGCAAAGAGCCUAUCCAAGAGAUUCACCUGGACAAGGUGCUCGAGGGGUUGAACAUGGAGCGAAAACAGUUUGUCGACCUCUGCAUUCUUCUCGGCUGCGAUUAUCUAGAUCCGAUCCCUAAAGUCGGCCCUACUACGGCCCUUAAGCUCAUUCGCGAAUACGGCACCCUCGAGAAAGUCGUCGAGGCCAUGGAGAACGACUCGAAGAAAAAAUAUACCAUCCCCGAGGACUGGCCGUACGAGGACGCGCGCGAUCUCUUCUUCUCGCCCGACGUGCGCCCAGCUGACGACCCGCUGUGCGACGUCAAGUGGGACAAGCCCGACAUGGAUGGGCUGGUGCAGUUCCUGGUGACGGAAAAGGGCUUCUCGGAGGACCGUGUGCGCAGCGGCGGCGCGCGCCUGGAGAAGAACCUAAAGAGCUCGCAGCAGGCGCGCCUCGAGGGCUUCUUCAAGGUGAUGCCCAAGACGGACGCGGAAAAGGCGGCGCACAAGCGCAAGCUGGACGAGAAGAAUGAGGAGAAAAAGAAGAAGCAGAAGCAGGAGAAGAAGGACAAGGCGGCCACCAAGGGUAAGCCGCGAGGUGCCUGA
Akanthomyces muscarius is the source of this 1185-nucleotide messenger RNA. RefSeq lists its product as uncharacterized. The record is from RefSeq and is a predicted model, not a curated record. NCBI's taxonomy places the organism in Eukaryota, Fungi, Ascomycota, Sordariomycetes, Hypocreales, Cordycipitaceae. The transcript has 3 exons. Gene Ontology annotation, cellular component: cytoplasm; nucleus. The coding region runs from base 1 to 1185 and encodes 394 amino acids. Gene Ontology annotation, molecular function: DNA binding; 5'-flap endonuclease activity; 5'-3' exonuclease activity.